Myotis myotis is the source of this 1961-nucleotide messenger RNA. RefSeq names its product G protein-coupled receptor 183 (gene GPR183). The record is from RefSeq and is a predicted model, not a curated record. Gene Ontology annotation, molecular function: oxysterol binding; G protein-coupled receptor activity. Bases 347 to 1432 code for a protein of 361 amino acids. Gene Ontology annotation, biological process: G protein-coupled receptor signaling pathway. Gene Ontology annotation, cellular component: membrane. NCBI's taxonomy places the organism in Eukaryota, Metazoa, Chordata, Mammalia, Chiroptera, Vespertilionidae. The transcript is spliced from 4 exons.
GGGUGACAGAAAAAAAAAAGUCACCACCAUAAAAGGAUGUCUGCAUAAUCUCUCUCAGAACAACAUGCCAAGGUUAACCUACUUCAGUUUGGUCAAAUCCUGACGACGACUACACAGGGGCCAGAACAAGUCACCGAGGGGACUUCACUGACCAGUGGGAAACAGAAAAAAAAGAAGCCAAACAACACAUGGUAUUGCAAAACAGUGCCCUAGCAAGGAUACCUGACUCUGCCUUCCUGCGGGUGCUGGGAGUGAGCAGGAGAGAAUAAAAUCAGAGAAGCUUCCAGGAGCAGCUGAUUUUGAAGUUAACACAAAUCAGAUCACUGUGAGACCUUGAACACCGCUGAUGGAUAUAAAAAUGGACACCAAUUUUACUACUGCCUCUACAACUUCUCCAGAAAGUGACUGUGACCUCUACGCACACCACAACACUGCCAGGAUAGUAAUGCCUCUGCAUUACAGCAUUGUCUUUGUAAUUGGGCUCGUGGGAAACUUGUUGGCCUUGGUUGUCAUCAUUCAAAACAGGAAGAAAAUCAACUCUACCACCCUAUAUUCAACAAAUCUGGUCAUUUCUGAUAUACUUUUCACCACUGCUUUGCCUACACGGAUAGCCUACUAUGCCCUAGGCUUUGACUGGAGAAUCGGCGAGGCCUUGUGUAGGAUAACUGCUCUUGUGUUUUACAUCAAUACAUAUGCAGGUGUCAAUUUCAUGACCUGCCUGAGCAUUGACAGGUUCUUUGCCGUGGUACACCCUCUGCGAUACAACAAGAUGAAAAGAAUUGAACAUGCAAAAUGCAUUUGCAUAUUUGUCUGGAUUCUAGUAUUUGCUCAAACACUCCCACUACUCAUAAAAUCUAUGUCAAAGCAGGAGAGUGAAAGGACAACAUGCAUGGAAUACCCAAACUUUGAAGAAACAAAAUCUCUUCCCUGGAUUCUGCUUGGUGCAUGUUUCAUAGGAUAUGUGCUUCCGCUCAUAAUUAUUCUCAUUUGCUAUUCUCAAAUCUGUUGCAAACUCUUUAAAACUGCCAAGCAAAACCCACUAGCUGAGAAGUCUGGUAUAAACAAAAAGGCUCUCAACACAAUAAUUUUUAUAAUUGUUGUGUUUAUUCUCUGUUUCACACCUUACCAUGUAGCAAUUAUUCAGCACAUGAUUAAGAAGCUUCGUUUUCCUGAUCUCCUGGAAUGUAGCCAAAGACAGUCAUUCCAGAUUUCUCUGCACUUUACUGUAUGCCUGAUGAACUUUAAUUGCUGCAUGGACCCUUUUAUAUAUUUCUUUGCAUGUAAAGGGUACAAAAGAAAGGUUAUGAAGAUGCUGAAACGUCAAGUCAGUGUAUCAAUUUCCAGUGCUGUGAAGUCAGCCCCUGAAGAAAAUUCACGUGAAAUGACAGAAACUCAAAUUAUGAUACAUUCCAAGUCUUUAAAUGAAAAAUAAAAGGGAAUUUAAUCUUGGAUUUAUAGCAAAGUAAACUGUAUGACAAACUUUGCAUUAGUUUUUUUAUAAAGCAAAAUGAUUAUUCAACAUCCAAUUAGGAUUCUUCCAAAUUCCUUUAUUUGAGCACUAUUUCCCACCUCCAACUUGGAAGUAAACUCAAGUUUUUUACACUCAAGAGAAUGACAUAAAGCUAAGAUCUAAUUUGUAAAUGGAAUGUGAUACCAAAAGGAAGGCUAUUUUAAUAACUCUCAGUAUAAAAGAGAAAGUUUUGUGUAAAUGAAAAUUUUAAUCAUUAACAUUUCCUGCCAACAAUUUGGCAAAAGAAAAAAGACUGUUAAGAUUGUAUAUUGCCAGUGUAAAAAUGUUAAUAUUGUAAUAUAUUUCUUUUUUAAUAACGUAUUUUUUCAAUCCAUGUUUUGUUUUAUUCUAAGACUUUAUUUCCUCAAUAAUACAGCUUUUUGUUUUGUUCUGAGUCAUAAAAUUUUACUUCAAAGAACUCUUUUGGAAUAAAGAACAGGAUUCUACAAAA